Messenger RNA from Magallana angulata, 1044 nucleotides. RefSeq lists its product as uncharacterized. The coding region runs from base 32 to 637 and encodes 201 amino acids. Lineage: Eukaryota; Metazoa; Mollusca; Bivalvia; Ostreida; Ostreidae. The record is from RefSeq and is a predicted model, not a curated record. The transcript is spliced from 3 exons.
AUUCAUUGUCUUCAUCGAUCAUACUAACUAUAUGUCGGUCAGAAAUGCGUGGUCUUCUCAUCCUUUCGCGGCGCCGCGCCGAGCACCUGUUCAUGAAUCCCUGACCAUGUGUAAAAACGCAUCCUGGAGCACAAGGUUGUCGAUAGGGGGGAUGGCCCUGGGCUUCCUGCUACAGAUUAUUGGGGUCUCGAUGCCUCACUGGUGCGAUUCCACGGAGCUUCAGACGAAGCGGAGUAACUUCGGACUCUGGAAGUCGUGUGAGGAUAUCGGCAGACCAGGGGAGCACGUGCCCAUCUGUCAGUUCUCCCUUAACGUCCAGAUUAUCUCUGUCCAGAUCCUUGGGGUCCUCGGGGUGCUGGGAACCGUAGCCACACCCUGUCUGGUGCUGGCCGCCAUUCUCAAGGUCGAGGACAAAUGUAGGACGUCCGUACUGUCCAUAUUGUCAGCCCUCGGGACAGCUUCUUUCGUCAUUAUUGGAGUGACCGUCUUUGGAUUGGAGGUUCCGGAUGAGAACUGGAGGCUGUCCUGGGCGUUCGGACUUUCCGCGGCGGCAGGGGUGGUAUACGUGGGCGUGUUUCUGACCUUGACAUGGACUGUAAUCAGGAGGAGAUCAGCGCCCUCAUCAGUAGUAGAUUGACCUACAUCUGUGUACCAGCAUGGCGUUUAAUUGAUUAAGUGUUUCAACUGGAGGAUAUCAGUAAGACUAACUCCGGAGUUGAGGGUCACUCAAUCAAUACAUUGUAUGACAAAGAUUCAUUAGCAUGGGGCAGAUCUUGGAAUGACGUCGUUUGUCUUACGUCGCUUACGACUUUGGACUCGUCCUAUAGUCUAGAUUUGAUUUAUAGUAGUCCUAAGAUCUGAACCUUUUGAUUCCUGUAUGACGAAAUUCAUAUAUUACUAUUUACACCUAAAAAUGUAAAAGUCACCGAUCGAGAAUUAAACUUUCACCAUGAAUUUAUAUGCUCCUAAAGAAAAUGCAUUGCAAAAUUUAACCCCAACAGCGCGUUCAGAAAAAUGUUCCGUCACAUAACUUGCCGUCACGCU